Molecule: messenger RNA, 1386 nt
Organism: Topomyia yanbarensis
Lineage: Eukaryota; Metazoa; Arthropoda; Insecta; Diptera; Culicidae
Product: enoyl-CoA hydratase domain-containing protein 2, mitochondrial
Exons: 3
Coding region: 337-1251 (304 amino acids)
Biological process (GO): fatty acid beta-oxidation
Cellular component (GO): mitochondrion
Molecular function (GO): enoyl-CoA hydratase activity
Source: RefSeq, a predicted model, not a curated record
GUGGGGAUAUAAGUUGAAAGUGUCUUGUUUAUGAGUCUUAAAUAGUAAACAAAUUGUGUGAAGUUUUCCAAUAUAUUUGAAUUAAUUUUACAUAAAAUAAAAGUAUCAGCACGCCUGAGUUCGAGUGUUCCGCACAACUAAUUUUUAUCAGUAAAAUAGCUGUACUAGCAUUUCGGCAUUCGAAAACAUUGCUAUACGGUGUUUUUAUUUCACCAGUCUAUAUCAUUAUACUAGUACCCUUUCGGUGUGCGGUUAUCUCAUCAAAACAAAUCGGGCAAAUUGUUUAAAUCAUCCUUAUAAACGUUCACGCACUACUAACACAUUACGUAAAACAAGAUGUUUCUCUCGCUGGCUAGAAAGAUCAACUUGUUGAGCAGAAUAGAUACUCAAUUGGUGCGAUCGUUCUCGAUUUCGAAACUACGCCUUGCAUCGUCUAAUCCAGCAGAUGGGCAAGAACUACAGCUCACCUAUCUCACCGAGGAUGACAAGCAAGGUAUCGCCAUUCUAGGACUGAAUCGCCCAAAAGCAAGAAAUGCCUUCAGCAAUUCCCUCGUCAAUAAGCUGUUGGAAUCGAUUGACGUGCUGGCCCACGACAAAAAUGUUCGAGUGGUGAUACUCCGUAGCCUAGUGCCAGGAAUCUUCUGUGCUGGAGCAGAUUUGAAAGAACGGGUCACCAUGAGUCCGCAAGAAGUGGGACGUUUCGUGUCUAAACUGCGACUGAUGAUGACCAGUAUCGAACAUAUGCCGGCGCCAGUUAUCGCUGCCAUUGAUGGUCCUGCUCUUGGAGGUGGGUUAGAGAUGGCAUUAGCCUGCGAUAUGAGAGUCGUUUCGAACGAUGCUACUCUCGGCCUGGUUGAGACUAAGCUGGGAAUAAUUCCUGGAGCAGGAGGUACUCAGCGCCUGCCAAGGAUCUUAAACCCGGCCAUUGCCAAGGAACUUAUCUUCACCGCACGGCAAGUAAGCGGAAAGGAAGCUCAAACCUUGGGCAUUGUUAAUCAUGCCGUGGAACCGAACGAUUGCGGAGAUGCUGCAUAUCAGAAGGCCCUACAACUGGCGAUGGAAAUUGUCCCGAACGGACCGGUCGGAGUUCGAAUGGCAAAGCGAGCGAUUGACAAAGGACUACAGGUUGAUUUGGCAUCCGGAUGUGCUAUCGAGGAAGCUUGCUAUGCGCAAGUUAUCCCAACAAAAGAUCGCCUGGAAGGGCUCAAAGCGUUCUCGGAGAAAAGGAAACCCAAAUACAUUGGAGAAUAGUCGGAAAUUUUUUGAUAAUGCUAAUAACCGCACUAUGACAGGGAACUAACGUUAUGUGAUACAAACGUGCAUUUAUCUAUUGUAGCCGACCAGAUUGUUUUUGAUAUUUUGUUACGAGAUCAGAUUAACGAUUUU